AUGCCAAAGAGUCUUGAGAAGACACAAAAAAAAAUUAAUAAGAAGAAAGGAAAAGUAACCGCUCUUCAUGAAAACUCAAGGGAUUCUCAAAGAUUGAGGAGGGCCCAAGGGCGAGAUGAUAAGCUUGUUAGAGUCGCAUCAGCAAGGAGGAAAAACAAUCGCCCACUACUGGAGCGUGCGGUCUUCUUUCAAGAAGCAGCGAGACGGAACGAAGGGAAGCCAUUGGAGCUGAAGGCUAUACAGGCUCUAAUUGAUUCGAGAUUCGUUUCCCAGUUUGACGAAGAGCUCUGUCAGUUGAAAAAAGACCGGCGACCCGGUCGACCAGCCAGCGCACGAGAAGAUCUAGUAAAGAUGAAGAUUGAUAAAAGUGGCAAGGAGCACCGAGAUGGGUUCUAUUUACCAGACUUGAUGGAUGAAACCAACCUCCUUCAUCUAGACAAGUGGCAGGGAGAGUGGUCAUAUCUCUCGAAUUUGAAAUGGGUUCGAAUAUCCCAAGAUGGCCAAGUACUGGAUUCCAAAUUCCCACCAAAGGGAGAAGCUUAG
Molecule: messenger RNA, 543 nt
Organism: Blumeria graminis f. sp. triticale
Lineage: Eukaryota; Fungi; Ascomycota; Leotiomycetes; Helotiales; Erysiphaceae
Source: the annotation of a GenBank genome assembly